Ananas comosus (pineapple) is the source of this 876-nucleotide messenger RNA. RefSeq lists its product as uncharacterized. Gene Ontology annotation, biological process: protein transport. The transcript is spliced from 4 exons. The coding region runs from base 328 to 876 and encodes 182 amino acids. The record is from RefSeq and is a predicted model, not a curated record. Lineage: Eukaryota; Viridiplantae; Streptophyta; Magnoliopsida; Poales; Bromeliaceae.
UGCUGCUGAGAGAAAGGAACAUUCCAGAUCAGAGAAUGGGCCAAUAGUUAAAUUAACAGCUAAAAUAAAAAAAAAAGAAAAAAAAAGAGACGACAUUAACGGGCUGGGGUCCAAAUGCGAGUUUCAUAAUGCGCCGACCAGAGAUUACUCUGGACAAGGGAAUAAGAUAAGGAAAUACAACAAGUGUACAUUAAACAAUAUGGAUUGCUGUAGUAGCUAGGGAACAAAUUGGCUCACUAACUCGCAAUUUAUAGUCAAUCAUCAUCAUGAUCACUACCCUGUUAAUUCAGAAGUUACUAUUGCUCUCUCGCUACCUCCCCCCUUAUCAUGCUUCCUGCUAGAAAACCAAGUACCAGUAAGCUUCAAGCUCUUAUCCUUCUCUGCCUCGACGAAACGGCUCUACUCGUCAAGACCCAUCAAAAGUGCCUCUCUCGAGCCGAGGCCGACGUCGCCGAUCUGCUUAGAACAGGGCAAACACAACGAGCUCUCUUAUGGGUUGAACGUGCAAUCAAGGAGCAAAACUUGCUCGACGUGCUAUUCAUGGUGGAGCGAAUCCUACGAAUCUUGCAUGAACGAGCACAACAAAUCCAAACCAACAAGCAGUGUCCUAACGAGCUCCGAGAAGCAGUUGCGAGCUUGAUCUACGCUGCGCCGCGGUGCGGUGAGUGUCCAAUGCUACUUAGAAUCAGCAAGCUUUUGCGCGACAAGUUCAUGAAGCAUUCAUGCACCAUCUCACCAGAGGCUAACCAAGAGAUGAUGCAGCUUUUAUCCACCAAACAGCCCAGAUUAGAGAGUCGUCUUGCGAAAAUGGAAACAAUAGCUCGACUACAAGGAAUUAUGCUAAAUAUGAACAAAAUUUCCUUUUCUGAGUUUUGA